AUGUUUGUUAACAAUCUUCGCGAACAUGCCACUUCUGAAGGUCAACGUCUGCAGUUGAUUCGAAAAAUGCUCACAGACAACCUAAAACCUGAGUACUAUCGCAGCAAGGGUCGUUCGCCUCUUAACGGCAUCACCGACCACUUUCAAUAUUGUCAUUCUUUCGUCAGCACCACCAACGGUAGUGCUGCUACCACCACCACCGAAGAUUUGUUGUUGAUGGAUUCAAACUCCCCUUCCACCGGCUUCCUCCGUCAGGCCUCUCUCUCCUCCGCCAGUUUGUUGGGCGAUCUGAACGGCAAACCACUUUUCUAUAUGCCUGCGCUCUCUGCUGAUGUGGAUCCCCUCCUUCCCGUCUCAAAGUCUUCGAAGUCGUCUUCUGCCUCUAGCAAUGGCGCUUCGCCGGUCGCUGCCACUGACGCUAUCAUAGAUUCGGUUUUUGAUGCCGCAACGAUCAGCUUCCCGUUGGACCUGAAUCUUGAUCUCUCCCAAAUGACCGUCUCUUCACGCCGCUCAACCAAACCGAAGCAUCGCCGUAAUCAAACCAGCAACAGCUCUCUCUCCAGUCCACAAUCUCCUUCACCGGCGAAGCCUUCAAAGUCGUCCGCCUCCACCUCCUCUGAGAAGGAGCUUCCAUCAAAAGUUUGUUCUUCAACGCCUUCGUCAAAGGUGGAAGAGGAAGAAGAGAAAAAGACGGCAGUGACGGUGAAAGCGAUUCCAGCAAUCAAUGUGAGUGAUAACAGCAAUGCUAACAAUAAGGCUGUCGAAGAUGGGAACGAGGAUGAUGGUGACGACGGUGGAUUUAUCAUGGUCACCACGAAGAAGAGGAACCGUCAAGCGCGGUCUGCAGCAAAAGCCACCAACGCUGCUAGCCAUCGAUUUAAUCGUCCGCAGCAUCUACCUCCUCCUCCUCCUGCUCCUCCACCGUCCAGAAAGUCUAAGUAUCCACUACACCAAACCAAAGUUUUGUUGAAACCUCCAGUCCCGGAGAGGUUGUCUAGGCAGCAUCCAAGACUGAGUGGAGAUGCUUCUGUUUUUCUCCCUCCCUUCCGUCCAUUUCCUCGUCUUUUACCGAUCCAGUUGGUCUUUCUUUUUACGAGUGUGGUCCCCUGCCUCCUUUUCUCCUUGAACCCCCCCUUCCCUCCUCCCCGGCCCCACCUUGUCGAAGUAGCAGCUGCUGUUGGUCCCGCAUUGUUCCGCUCACUUGGAAUGAGUCAGACAGACGGCCGCCUGCAUAUUCUCGCUUUUGCCUUUGAUCACACACAGAGCGAAAAAAAGUUGGAUGCCAAUGUUGCUGCGGCCUCCACAUCUACCCGAAGUUCUGCCGUGGGACUGAUUGCUUUCUUGCAAACUCGUGAUCAACAUGAGAGUCAACGUGUCAGCUUUGUCACGUUCGCCUUGGAUUAUGAGCAGCUGGCUGAGACGCGUUAG
This is a messenger RNA of Echinococcus granulosus, 1428 nucleotides long. RefSeq lists its product as hypothetical. The coding region runs from base 1 to 1428 and encodes 475 amino acids. Lineage: Eukaryota; Metazoa; Platyhelminthes; Cestoda; Cyclophyllidea; Taeniidae. The record is from RefSeq and is a predicted model, not a curated record. The transcript has 6 exons.